GCCAGCGCAGAUUCUGCGGCUCCCACUCGUGAAGUCAGCUUCGUUCUCCCCGGUGCCACGCAGGGCGUCAGUGUUGCUGUGCAGGCCAGCUUUGACCCACCGGCGCCUGCGGACUCGCCGCCCAUGGUUCGGCGACCCCAUCGGCAUCUCGUGUCGGAGAAGGUGACCAAGGAGGACGAGGAGGAGGAG
Messenger RNA from Symbiodinium sp. CCMP2456, 189 nucleotides. Lineage: Eukaryota; Dinophyceae; Suessiales; Symbiodiniaceae. The record is from the annotation of a GenBank genome assembly.